ACCCGUAGUUGGGAACCGGGGAACCUGGUCCCGGGCCGCGGAGGGAGGCGUCCCGGCUUGGGAGGCGCGGGUGGGCCUCGCGGCGCGCGGGGCUCGGAGCGGCCCCGCGUGGGGGACACGAGCUGGAGCCGGACCCGCCCCGCCGUCCCCCCGGGGAAGGGGCGGCGACGCGCGGAGCGACUGAGCCACGGUCAUGGCAGACUACUGGAAGUCGCAGCCAAAGAAGUUCUGUGAUUACUGCAAGUGUUGGAUAGCGGACAAUAGGCCUAGCGUUGAAUUUCACGAAAGAGGAAAAAAUCAUAAGGAAAAUGUGGCAAAGAGGAUUAGUGAGAUUAAACAGAAAAGUCUGGAUAAGGCAAAGGAAGAAGAAAAGGCAUCAAAGGAGUUUGCCGCAAUGGAGGCAGCUGCCCUGAAAGCAUACCAAGAGGAUUUGAAAAGGCUUGGCUUGGAGUCAGAAAUUUCAGAACCAAGCAUAUCACCAGUAACAAGCACUGUCCCACCCACCUCUGCAUCAAAUCAGCCGAAGGAAAAGAAGAAAAAGAAAAAAGACCCUUCAAAGGGCAGAUGGGUAGAAGGCAUAACCUCCGAGGGUUACCACUACUAUUAUGAUCUUAUCACAGGAGCAUCCCAGUGGGAGAGACCUGAAGGAUUUCAAGGAAACUUAAAAAAGACAGCAGCAAAGACUGUUUGGGUAGAAGGUGUAAGCGAAGAUGGUUAUACCUACUAUUAUAAUACAGAAACAGGAGAAUCCAGAUGGGAAAAACCUGAUGAUUUCAUUCCACACUCUGGCGAUCUGCUUUCUAGUAAGGUCAAUGAAAAGUCAGUUGGUACCCUAGAAGAGUCUAAAUCAUCAGGUUCUCAUAGUGAUUCUGAUGGGGAAGAGGAAGCAGAAAAAGGAGAGGCCUCUACAGAAACACAAAAGCCAAAAAUAAAGUUUAAGGAAAAAAGUAAAAAUAAAGAAACUGAACCAGAAACACAGAAAGAAAAAAAUAUCCAAGAGCAAAAUUCAUCGGGUCCAAAUGAAGAAAAAUCCAAAGCUCACAAAAAAUCAAACCCAUAUGGAGAGUGGCAAGAAAUUAAACAACAAGUUGAGUCUCAUCACAGAGAGAGAAAGAGAGAGAGGCAGAGACACAGGCAGAGGGAGAAGCAGGCUCCAUGCACCGGGAGCCCGACGUGGGAUUCGAUCCCGGGUCUCCAGGAUCGCGCCCUGGGCCAAAGGCAGGCGCCAAACCGCUGCGCCACCCAGGGAUCCCCUAUUAUUUCUUUAAAUAAAUUUUUUGCCUCUUUCUCUCUCCUCUCCUUCUGAGGUCCCUAUAAUGUG
Messenger RNA from Nyctereutes procyonoides (raccoon dog), 1321 nucleotides. RefSeq names its product WW domain binding protein 4 (gene WBP4). Gene Ontology annotation, cellular component: nucleus; precatalytic spliceosome. The record is from RefSeq and is a predicted model, not a curated record. NCBI's taxonomy places the organism in Eukaryota, Metazoa, Chordata, Mammalia, Carnivora, Canidae. Gene Ontology annotation, molecular function: zinc ion binding; protein binding; RNA binding. Gene Ontology annotation, biological process: mRNA splicing, via spliceosome. The coding region runs from base 194 to 1306 and encodes 370 amino acids. The transcript is spliced from 10 exons.